CGCCCCCGGCCUGUGUCGGUGACGGCGGCCCCGGGAUGCAGCAGCGGCGCCGACGGGAGGAUCUCGGUUCCGGAACAGUAGCGGCCUGGAAAACUGACAUCAUCCGCCAGCUGCGGCACCGAGACCUCUGCCAGCACCGGCGCUUCCAGGAGCUCGUCCUGUCCUACAACAAGCUGUUGGAAAGAUCCAUAUUCCUGAAGGACCUGACGGAGCAAAUCCAAACUGAUCCACUGUCCUCUCCGAACAGCCACCAUGUUGCAAGGGUUCCGCCAUGUGUGUCGCACAGUCCCGGACCGCAAGAUCUUCCUAAACUACAGAAAGAAAUUGCUGACCUUAAAAACACAAAUGGAGAGCUGGCGCUUGAAGCCUAUGAGCUGAAGAAACAAAUACAAGACAGAGAGGAACAACUCAAGGAGCAGCAUGACAGUAUCACCCUCAUGUCGGAACUGCUGGAAGGGCGUAAGCUGAAGCAGCAGUGUCUGCAGAACGAUGUGCUACAGAUGAUCUGCGCCAAUGCUGAGAUGAAGGAGGAAUAUGACAGAUUGCUGUCACAGCGCCUCCUAGUGGAGACAAAGCUGCCUGAGGCGGAGCUGGAACAAAGGGAACAUGUUGAGACAUUAACCAAGAAGAAAGCCCUGGAGGCCGAGCAGCAGAACAACCUGAACCAGAGGAGGACAAAAGCGAUAUGGACCCGCGCAGUCAAAGACGCGCUAAAAAAAACCAUUAGCGCUGAAGGAGAUUUACACUGCAAGGUCCGCGCUGACACGUUUGACUGUAGCAGCGAGCAUUCGGCCAGCAGCUCGGAGGAGGAGCCGCAGUCCGGGAGGAAGGACCGGAAGAACAGGUCUCAGUCCAUGAUCGUUUCCUCUAAGCUAAUGGGCACGAUCAAAAGUUUCUUUGACUUCAGGAAAGAACCGGCUACGAGCUGCGCGGAGGUGGAAUGGGGUUAUCGGUCCCGGGUGUGUGUUAUCUGCUCUCCGCCCCAGAGGUCCCUGUACAGUGAGGAGAUCCACGAAUCCGAGAUCGACGCUGUCAAGUUCAGCCCGAACUCCAAGAUGCUGGCUACCGGCGGCGCAGACAGGGUGGUGAAGAUUUGGGACAUAGUUGGAGCGCGGCUCCAAAGGCAGCAGGUGCUGGAGGGAAGUAACGGCGGGAUCACUAGCAUUGAAUUUGACCCCUCGGGUCUGCAGGUCUUGGCCUCAUCGUACGAUGGAUCUGCGAUUCUCUGGAGACUGGGCAAUAAAUCCAGUGUGACUCUGACUGGGCACAAAAAAAAAGUAACGGCGGCCAAGUUUAAGAUGACGGCAUAUCAAGCGGUGACCGGCAGCAUGGACAGGACGGUGAGGGAGUGGGACCUGCAGAAGGGGGCCGGUAUCCGGUGUAUCCCGGUCUCGUCAUACUGCAGCGACGUGGUGUGUUUAGACUCCUGCGUGAUCAGCGGGCACCAUGACAAGAAGAUUCGGUUCUGGGACAGCAGGUCUAAAACCUGCACCCGGGAGGUGACCCUAGAGGAGAAAAUCACCUCUCUGUGCGUAGACCAGGACCAGACGCAGCUGCUGAGCUGCUCCCGGGAUGACGUGCUGCGCCUGAUGGACCUGCGCACGGGGAACGUAUGCCAGGAGUUCAGAGACGAUGGGUUUAAAUGUGGCUGUGACUGGACAAAAGCCAUACUAAGCCCGGAUGCCAGUUACAGUAUCGCCGGCUCUGCGGACGGCACCGUCUUCGUAUGGAACACACGGACCGGAUUGCUGGAGAGGAGCCUGACUGGGGAGCACAGUGCACCGGUGAACGCCGUGGCGUGGUCAGCAUCCGGGGAUUACGUGGUCAGCGUGGAUCGUGGGAAGAAAGCCGUGCUCUGGACUCAAUACUGAAUUUUUUUUAUUUUUCGACACACUACACCAAAGAGGGCACAUUGUUAGAGUAAACAGAUCUGCGAAGGACGCCACGUCCCGCAACUGCGGCAUUCUUUAUCUGCUAAUGUGCCUUUGUGAAAGGGAGUAACGCAACAUUUGUAGGCCUCAUACCAGUAUUUUGUAAGAGCCCCCAUGUAGUGGGCAAUAUCUCACCUGCUCUGACUUGCUCCCUCUAUUGGUGGCUUACUGAAGCUCCCUCUAUUAAUGACUUACUGAAGCUUCCCUAUUGGUGGCUUACUGAAGCUCCCUCUAUUGGUGGCUUACUGAAGCUCCCUCUAUUGAUGACUUACUGAAGCUCCCUCUAUUGGUGGCUUACUG
Messenger RNA from Pseudophryne corroboree (corroboree frog), 2231 nucleotides. RefSeq names its product autophagy related 16 like 2 (gene ATG16L2). The transcript is spliced from 18 exons. The record is from RefSeq and is a predicted model, not a curated record. Gene Ontology annotation, cellular component: autophagosome membrane. Lineage: Eukaryota; Metazoa; Chordata; Amphibia; Anura; Myobatrachidae. Gene Ontology annotation, biological process: negative stranded viral RNA replication; autophagosome assembly. Gene Ontology annotation, molecular function: protein binding. The coding region runs from base 36 to 1871 and encodes 611 amino acids.